Syngnathus typhle (broad-nosed pipefish) is the source of this 1372-nucleotide messenger RNA. Its product is annotated as leucine-rich repeat-containing protein 24-like. Gene Ontology annotation, molecular function: protein binding. The coding region runs from base 1 to 882 and encodes 293 amino acids. Lineage: Eukaryota; Metazoa; Chordata; Actinopteri; Syngnathiformes; Syngnathidae. The record is from RefSeq and is a predicted model, not a curated record. The transcript has 5 exons.
AUGUUGUUCACACUUUCCUCACAGACGCUGUUCCUGCAAGAUAAUGCCAUCGGUCAGAUCCGCCGGCAGGACCUGAGCCCGCUGGCACACCUGCGCUACCUCUACCUGCAGAACAACAGUAUCUCUGCGGUGGAGCCGGGCUCAUUCCAGUCGCAGGCGCAGCUGCUGGAGCUGGCGCUUGAUGGGAACAGGAUCCGGUCCGUGACAGCUGACACCUUCCGGGGACUGCGCCACCUGCGCAUCCUCUACCUGGCCGCCAACCACAUUGCGCGACUGCUGGACUUCACAUUUCGUGGCCUGCAGCGGCUGCAGGAGCUGCACCUGCAGCACAACGGCGUGGAGGCGGUGGGUGACCAGGCGCUGGCCGGUCUGGCCUCGCUGGCGCUGCUGGACCUGAGCGGGAAUCGCCUGCACACCAUGGCGGCCGCUGCACUGCGGCCGCUGCUCAGCCUACAGGUGCUGCGCGUCACCGAGAACCCAUGGCGCUGCGACUGCGCCCUGCACUGGCUUCGGAGCUGGAUGGAUGACGAGGGCCGGCGGCUGCUUAGCUCGUCUGAGCGCCGGCGCCUGCGCUGCCGUGAGCCGCCACGACUCUCGCGCCUGGGCUUGUUGGAGGUGCCGCCCAACAGCCUGGUUUGCAUCCCGCCCCUGGUGCAGCUGGAGCCCCGACGUAUGGCCGUGCGCCUGGGCGACAGUCUGCGCGUCUCCUGCCACGCCUCCGGAUACCCGCGCCCGCAGAUGGAUGGAGUCGUGGAUGGUUGGUGGACGGCCACGAUAGCCCAACAAGGCUGCGGCGUCAGCAAGGAGGUGGCGGAGUCAUGUUUUGGGCCGGAAUCAUGGGGAGAGAGCUGCUUGGCCCCUUUAGGGUCCCUGAAGGCGUGAAAAUGACGUCUGUAAAGUAUGUGGAGUUUCUGAGUGACCACUUUCGUCCAUGGUACAACAGGAAGAACCGUGCUUUCCGUAGCAAAAUCAUCUUCAUGCACGACAAUGCACCAUCUCAUGCUGCAAGAAAUACUUCAGCAGCUUUGGCUGCUAUGGGACUGAAGGGAGAGAAACUGAUGGUGUGGCCCCCAUCCUCCCCUGACCUCAAUCCUAUUGAAAACUAUUGGAGCAUCGUCAAGCAGAAGAUCUACGAGGGUGGGAGGCAGUUCACUUCCAAACAGCAGCUCUGGGAGGCUAUUCUGACAUCCUGCAAAGAAAUUCAACCAGAAACUGUCCAAAAACUCACAAGGUCAAUGGAUGCAAGAAUUGUGAAGCUGCUAUUAAAUAAAGGCUCCUAUGUUAAAAUGUAACUUGUUUGUUUUUGAUUGAAAAAUCCGCCGGCCAAAGAGGGGGCGCGGACGCGAAACUCACGCCGGGCAGGAGAGCUCGA